Orycteropus afer afer is the source of this 1146-nucleotide messenger RNA. RefSeq names its product UDP-GlcNAc:betaGal beta-1,3-N-acetylglucosaminyltransferase 5 (gene B3GNT5). Bases 1 to 1146 code for a protein of 381 amino acids. Gene Ontology annotation, biological process: brain development. Lineage: Eukaryota; Metazoa; Chordata; Mammalia; Tubulidentata; Orycteropodidae. The record is from RefSeq and is a predicted model, not a curated record. Gene Ontology annotation, cellular component: membrane. The transcript has a single exon.
AUGGGAUUCAGGAUGUUUAUUAGCAGCAGGAGGGUCAGAAAAUGGCAGUGUGUUCGUUUUUUUGCCACUUGUUUUAUACUAAGCCUCAUGUUUUUUUGGAGACCGUUUGAUAACCACAUUGUGAGCCAUAUGAAGUCCUACUCUUACAGAUACCUCAUAAACAGCUACGACUUCGUGAGUGACACCCUCUCUGUUAACCGCAGCUCGGAGGAUGUUCCUAGCUUCCAGUACUUGAUUAACCAUGAGGAGAAGUGUCAAGCGCAAGACGUCCUCCUUCUGCUAUUUGUGAAGACUGCUCCUGAAAACUAUGAACGUCGUUCAGCAAUUAGAAAAACGUGGGGCAACGAGGAGUAUGUUCGGUCUCAGCUUAAUGCCAACGUCAAAACUCUGUUUGCUUUAGGGACUCCUUCUAACCCACUGAGGAGAGAAGAAUUGCAAAGGAAACUGGUUUGGGAAGAUAAAGUGUACAAUGAUAUAAUUCAGCAAGACUUUGCUGAUUCUUUCUACAAUCUUACUCUUAAAUUACUUCUGCAAUUCAAUUGGGCAAAUACAUUUUGCCCACAUGCCAAAUUCUUCAUGACUGCUGAUGAUGACAUAUUUAUUCACAUGCCAAAUCUUGUUGAGUACCUUCAAAGUUUAGAACAAAUUGGUGUUGAAGAUUUUUGGAUUGGUCAUGUUCAUCGUGGUGCCCCUCCGAUUCGAGACAAAAAGAGCAAAUACUAUGUCUCUUAUGAAAUGUACCAGUGGCCGGCGUACCCUGACUAUACUGCUGGUGCUGCCUAUUUGAUCUCCAAUGAUGUAACUGCCAAAGUCUAUGAGGCAUCACAGACACUUAACUCUAGUCUUUACAUAGAUGAUGUGUUCAUGGGCAUCUGUGCCAACAAAAUGGGGAUAGUACCACAAUACCAUGUGUUCUUUUCUGGAGAAGGUAAAACUCCUUAUCAUCCCUGCAUCUAUGAUAAAAUGAUGACAUCCCAUGGACAUGUACAAGACCUUCAGAACCUUUGGAAGGAGGCCACAGAUCCUAAAGUGAAAACAAUUUCAAAAGGUUUUUUUGGUCGCAUAUAUUGUAGGUUAAUUAAGAUAGCUCUCCUUUGCAAAUUGAGCUAUGUGAACACUUACCCUUGUAGGGCUGCAUUUGUGUAA